Messenger RNA from Mercurialis annua (annual mercury), 1460 nucleotides. RefSeq names its product protein MAIN-LIKE 2-like. NCBI's taxonomy places the organism in Eukaryota, Viridiplantae, Streptophyta, Magnoliopsida, Malpighiales, Euphorbiaceae. The transcript has 6 exons. Bases 53 to 1252 code for a protein of 399 amino acids. The record is from RefSeq and is a predicted model, not a curated record.
AUGUACAAGGAAAACCAGAAAUCUACAUACUGCUUUUUAUUUUUCUUGUUUUAUGCACUUUGUUCUAAGUUUCCUUUUCUUUAUGCAGAAUAAGAUUCGUGCACGUUUCAAAUUUGUGGAAGAUUGGCAGCUGGAUGCUAAAGUCACGAAAGCAAUUCAGCAUUUAAGUUUCUUCCAAAUUAGUACCAUUUCAGGUUGUAAAUUCAAUCCGCGCCUGGUAGCAGCUUUUUGCAACCUCUACCAUGAAAGCGAUGAUGUUUUCGAAAUUGGCCAACAUAAGUUGGGUAUUUCAUUAGAAGAUGUGUUCAUGUUUACUGGGCUUCCUGUUGAUGGAAUGCCGUUGGUGAUUGCUGAAUCACUAGAACCUCUUGAGGUUUGUAAACACCUUUUGGGAUGGGACAGAGUCGGAAUUGAUGCUGUAAAACCGGGCAGCAUAAACUUAAAGAGGCUGCAGGAGAAGUUUAUGGUUGUUCCAACUGAAGUUGAGGACCAUAGCCAAGAGUUGAAAUAUUACGUUAGGGCGUACCUUCUUGCCUUGAUAGGGAGCAUACUGCUUCCUCGCUCGACGGAACAAAUCGUUCCAGUUUCAUAUCUGCUAUUUAUCGACGAUAUUGAUCGAGUUGAUGAUUAUGCUUGGGGAGCUGGGCUAUUGGCACAACUCAACAGUGGAAUCAGAAAAUUCAGGAACGAACCACGGAAGUGUGCUUACGGAGCUUUUUGGCUAAUUCAAAUGUUUAUAAUGGAGCACUUCCCUUCCUUGGCAAAGAAGAUCAUGUUGGAUCAUUCUAAUACCCUUCCUACACGUCUCCCGAAAAGAAUCCCUCUCGUAGUUGAGUGGUCAAAGUUACUUAAAGGUCCAUCCAUGCAAAGUUUGAAGAAUACCAAUUUUGCUGAAAUGCUUGCAGCUCCUAAUCUAGAGUUCAUAUCGAGGCCAUAUGAACGAAUAGAGGGGAUUGUCCGUUCAAGAUUAUUUUAUUCUCGAACAUUAUUAAUCGGCCUCAAUUAUCUUGCAUAUCACCGGCCUGAUCUCUUCCCUGAUCAACUGGGGAUUGGCGAAGUAGAUAUGUCCGAUUUGCGGAAAAUAAUACGAUUUAAAGAAAAAAUACGAACUGGGGACAGCGGAAAAAAUUGGCCGAGAAAUUACAAACAGUAUAUAAAUGAAUGGAAGUUUAGGUACCAAUCUUGUGUGAAGGAUUGCAGCGAGGGUACUGACUUUGUACUUCCACAAAUUAAUACCACAGAAUGCUGUUAGGGAAGUGUAUCAGGGUUCCUCUUCUCCUAUCACUCAGGAUGAUGACAGGGUUGUCCAGACAAGCAACUCAAGUCUACACAAAGUCAUUGAUGGGGAUAGUAUUUUAAAUGCUGAAUCUUCCGUGCCUAGAAGUUCUGAACCUGAAAUUGUACAUCAUCCGUAUAAACGCGGAGGAAGCAGUCAACGAAGAAAGAGAGGAAGACCAUGG